AUGGUAUGCAGUUUACUGCUCUUUUACCGAUUAUACUGUGUACUUAACAAGGAGGCAACGUGUGAGACUGAAGAACUGAACGCGAUCGUCGGCAAUGCUUUCAAGAUGGCGUACGCCGCCCAGUUGCAGAAACAGACGAGUUUUCAGGAUGUAAUAGCCUCCUUGGAUCAGAACCAACAAGAUAAAGUACUUUGGACGAAAGAACUAGCUGCCUUAAAAAAAGAAAAAAUCCAGUCACCUCAACGCCAACAGCGCCACCAAUCUGAGAUGGAUAUCGAACUAUCGACAGUCCAAGACGCCUCGACGCUACGGAUGGCACCGCCUUCGUCCUUAUCGGGCUUGAAAUCGGUUCACCAGGAAAAGUUCAACGCCUUCGGACAACCCAAUGCUGCCAACCUCGAAAAAAUAGACAAAAAUAACCAUUCGCAACUGUCAACGCCGAGCAGCGACGAAAGCAACUCGCCCACCGAGAUGAAUUCUUAUAAGAGAAUGACUGAGAAACCGCCUCUCAUCAAGAGGAUAGCGAUGGGUCUAACGGGGAAUAGUAACCAUAACAAUCAUAGUGAUGAGGACAGCUGUCCAUUGGUCAAUGAUAGUACGCCUAGUACACCUGGUAGUCCAACGAACCGCCCCCUAUCAGGUGGUUACGUGAACGAAACCGAAGAAUCCAAAAACCGUUCCAACAAUGCCGUAGAUAAUUUAAAAAACGAAUUAGCUGAAAACAAUUCUAACCUCAAUCUCACCAAACGUAUCGAACUAGACAACACGGUGAAAAGCGACAAAGAUUUCAAAUGCAAACGGAUAUCGCAACUUAGUUCGAGCAGUUCCAGCUCCGGUCCGACCGGCGGCCAGGAAAAUAAUCUAAUAGGGUUAGCUCCAUGGUUUCAAGCAGGGAUUCCCAGAGAAAUAGCCUUGGAGAUUUUAGCACAGGAACCAGUAGGGGCAUUUAUGGUUAGAGAAAGUACCAGUAAACCGGGAUGCUUUGCACUAUCUUUGAGGGUACCCAGGAGUUUUCAACCAACUGGUAUAGCUCAUUAUCUGAUAGUGAGGGCGAAUAAAGGCUACAAAAUUAAGGGCUUUACAAAAGAAUUUACUUCACUAACGUCGUUAAUAACACAUCACUCUGUAAUGCCAGAACUCCUCCCUUGUCCUCUUUCCCUUAGCAGGUACCAUCCGAGUUUCGUAAAAACGGAUUCCAAGAGAGAUUUCGCAGAUAUAGACUUGGACCCAGACUACAACACUUUGGCGGAUUUUAGAAAAAUGAUGGCCGACCUCAACGUGUAG
This is a messenger RNA of Psylliodes chrysocephalus, 1284 nucleotides long. The record is from the annotation of a GenBank genome assembly. Lineage: Eukaryota; Metazoa; Arthropoda; Insecta; Coleoptera; Chrysomelidae.